AUGCUACGCCGGAACACGUUCCGCAAACGAUUCGAAGAGCUGCUGUGUCGAUAUGUACAAGAUCCAAACGUCGUCCAAUUUGGAUCGGCUGUAACAGGUCUAGGAACGAAUGAUUCAGAUAUAGACCUGUGCCUCCUUUUCAAGGACGACACCACUUCACCCAUGAACGAAUUCGUACGUGAUGGAAAUACCCUACUAUCUUGUCCUCCAGAACAUUUUCAAGAGAAUCCUAUACAUCGGGAUGAGUUGAACGCUUUAUCGCUACGAGGUGUACCGCGAGUGACGACUCUCUUGACGGGAUUCUUCACAUACCUCGUGGAGCUAUCAGUGAACAACAAGAUCGGAUGUCAGAAGUCAGCGUGUAUCGGAGCGCUAGUGAAAGCAGAUCAAUCUGGUCUACUGCGUAAGCUAAUCUUGGGAUUGCGUCUUUGGGCGGCUUCCAACGGUGUUUUCUCUUCGGAAAAGAAGAGAACGUGGAAUCUCAAUUCGUAUACACUGAACUUGAUGUUCUUCUCAUUCCUGCAAUCUGAGAAACUGUUACCUGCCUUUGCUCAGUCUGAAAAAGCUUCUCCGAAUGGUACUGUAAACGAUUUUACUGUCCCACCGUAUAACAUAGGUGAAGCUGAUAUUCGUAAGCUGUUCAAGAAGUUCUUCGUUCUGUGCGUUGAACGGCAACUAGACAAAACCCUCUUCUCAUUGCGAAAUGGAGGGUUGGUGCCCUUGGAUGAUUUCAAGGAACAAUUGAUUUUGAAAACCCCAAUCUAUUCUUUUUGUGCAGGUGAGUUCUGUUUGCCAUUGAACAAAAAUGAGAAUACUGACGGGAUGUUCCUUUGCACACAGGACCCAAUCGAGUUGACUGAUAACGUAGCAAAGAAUGUGACGAGUAAAGCUUUGAAAACAAUGAGGCAUGCUAUGAUGCUUUCGUUGGCAGCAAUGAAGCAAAAUGCGCGACUCGUUUGCUGUUAUGUUGGGUGUCUUGAAAAGCAAGUCGACAAGCUCUUCACCUGCGCCAAAUAUGCCCCCGACAGAGGAUCUUGUCGUGCUUCUGGAUUUCCAGAAGGAUUUGACGAGGGUACGGCGGAAUCGUUACUUUCUAUUAUUCUCUCUGCAAUAUUGUACUGCGAAAAUCCGGCAACUCCCGCCAAAAGGACUAGAUUUGACUGUAAGCUCUUGACGCUAACAACUCCGAGAAGCAUUUCAAGGAUUAAUAGAGCGAAACUUGGGAAACUGCCGACUUGGGAUCUUUCGCAGUAUAUCAAAAGGCUAUGGAUGUCAAGAAGAGCACUUCGGAAGAAGUGGAGUGGGUUGCUGAAACCUGAGGAGCAGUUUCCUCUGCUUAUCGAGGCGCUGGUAUCAAUGUCUCUGAAGUCCACGGCUUCCAACGAUUGUACUUUGCAGUUCCAAACCCUUUUUGACGUUCACAAGGAUUCGCUGUGGGUUGGCCUGAAGUUGAUAGAAGGUGAGACGGUCGACGUUGCAAAUGUGGCUCAUUUUAUGGAGCAAAUGUUGACAAAGACACGUGAUUAUCUUCAAAAUGGCAAUGCCGGUAUGGGCCAUAUGUCUCUGGACGAAUUCACAGCUCAGGUCAGGGCGAUUUUCGAUCGUGAAAAGGAUCGAUUGAAGUAG
Messenger RNA from Cooperia oncophora, 1626 nucleotides. Lineage: Eukaryota; Metazoa; Nematoda; Chromadorea; Rhabditida; Trichostrongylidae. The record is from the annotation of a GenBank genome assembly.